Messenger RNA from Brassica napus (rape), 1100 nucleotides. RefSeq names its product protein TIFY 10B-like. Gene Ontology annotation, biological process: regulation of defense response; response to wounding; regulation of jasmonic acid mediated signaling pathway. The coding region runs from base 104 to 826 and encodes 240 amino acids. NCBI's taxonomy places the organism in Eukaryota, Viridiplantae, Streptophyta, Magnoliopsida, Brassicales, Brassicaceae. The record is from RefSeq and is a predicted model, not a curated record. The transcript has 5 exons. Gene Ontology annotation, cellular component: nucleus.
CUUUUAUAAAGAGAGAGGUCCCCAUUGUCUUCCUCGUCACAAAACUCACUUUACACAGAGACAAGACAGAGAAAGAAAACCCUAAUUUUAAGGCAGAAGAGCGAUGUCGAGUUCUGCCGAGUAUCGGGAAUUUUCUGGUCGGAAGUUACAGAAGACGCCGAGCUUCUCACAGACAUGUAGCCGUUUGAGUCGUUAUCUCAAGGAGAAGGGUAGCUUCGGAGAUCUGAGCUUGGGGAUGACAUGCAACCCUGACGUCACUGGAGUUUUUGCUGUGUCACGUCAGCCAACGAUGAUGAAUCUCUUCCCUUGUGAAGAAGCUUCCCCUACUCAAGACGUUAAACCAACGCAUAAGGUUCCUCGGCAGUCAAGCUUUUCUUCUUCCUCUUCCGCUGGAGCCAAGGGAGAAGUCGAGAAGAUCAUAGAGACUAAAUCUGUGAAGGUGGAGUCUCAAUCUGCUCCAUUGACCAUAUUCUACGGUGGACAAGUUAUGGUGUUUGAUGCUUUUCCUGCGGAGAAAGCCAAACAAGUCAUUGACUUGGCUAACAAAGGAAGUGAUUAUGCUCAAAACAUAGCCAAGAACCAAAAGGAGAUUGCUUCUACUACCCCAAAUCCAGUUCCUAGCCUUGCAAAAACUGCAGCAGCACCAGAGCUAGUCCAGACAAACACGUCUUCCUUAGCAUGCGAACUUCCAAUUGCUAGAAGAGCUUCGCUUCAUCGAUUCCUGGAGAAGAGAAAGGAUAGGAUUACAUCAAAGGCACCGUACCAGAUAGACGGUUCAACCGAAGCAUCUUCCAGGCCUGACACAUCUUGGCUAGGUUCUCAGUAAUCUUGACCAUCUCUAAAGAUUCUGUUGAUGCUUCCAUCGUUUACAGAUAUCAAGCUCCUCACUUGUUCAUUAUUUAUAUAAAAUUGAUUUUCACGCCUAGUCGUUUUGUUUGUUCAAUGCACCAUCAGUAAUAUCUGUUGUAUCAAUGUGGUCUUCUAUUUUUUUUGUGGGUUUAAACCUAUCUGCCGAUCUCAACAUUUGGUUGCAACUUUUGUAAGAAAUAUCAGUUCUGUUUUUUUUUUGACGGCUUUAAUAUCAUCUUAAUUCAAAAUUA